CCGCCAAGGUGCGUCUCCGGGCUGACGCGGCCGCCUGGGGCACUGCGAUCUGGACGCGCCACCUGCAGUGCUGGCGGCUGCUUCUUAUUUACUAGGAAACACGGUUUCCCCGCGGGAGAGUCUGGGAUCGCGCGCGCGCGCGCGCGCACACACACACACACACACACACACACAUACACACGCGCGCGCACGCUCACACACACAUUCACACACGUUAGCGCGCUGGUUCUUCACAACUGCAUCCCCAAACCCACAGAGCGAAGCUACUGCGGUUUCUCUUCACCCUCAUCGUGGGGUGAAGCAGAGCCAUUGUGCAGCGGGGAGAGCCCGGUGCCUGCGCUGCCGCCUCGGGUGCAAAACCCUGCAGACCGCUCACCCCUUCGGUGGAAUGCUUGCCGAUUUCUCCACAAACUUCUAAGGCUGAGACCCUGAGGAAGUCAGCUUGAGAAUGCCUUCCGAACGCUGCCUCAGUAUUCAAGAAAUGCUGACAGGCCAGAGGCUCUGCCACUCAGAAUCUCACAAUGAUAGUGUGUUGGCAGCACUGAACCAGCAAAGAAGUGAUGGCAUCCUCUGCGACGUCACCCUGAUUGCUGAGGAACAGAAAUUCCACGCUCACAAGGCAGUGCUGGCAGCGUGCAGCGACUAUUUCCGGGCAAUGUUCAGUCUCUGUAUGGUGGAAAGUGGAGCUGAUGAAGUGAAUUUACAUGGUGUGACCAGCCUUGGUUUGAAGCAAGCUCUGGAGUUUGCUUACACAGGACAGAUUUUGUUGGAGCCAGGCGUGAUCCAGGAUGUGUUAGCAGCUGGCAGUCACCUACAGUUGUUGGAACUUCUCAAUUUAUGUUCCCACUAUCUCAUCCAGGAAUUAAAUAGCUUUAAUUACUUGGAUCUGUACAGACUUGCUGACCUCUUUAACCUCACUUUGUUGGAGAAAGCAGUGAUCGAUUUCUUAGUGAAACAUCUCUCUGAACUCCUGAAGAGUCGCCCAGAAGACGUUCUAACGCUUCCUUAUUGUCUGCUUCAGGAGGUCCUGAAGAGUGACCGCCUGACCUCUCUGAGUGAAGAGCAGAUCUGGCAGCUAGCUGUGAGGUGGUUGGAACACAACUGCCAUUACCAGUACAUGGACGAGCUCCUACAGUACAUUCGCUUCGGCCUAAUGGAUGUGGACACUCUGCACACGGUUGCCCUGUCCCACCCCCUCGUUCAGGCGAGUGAGAGGGCAACAGCCCUGGUCAAUGAGGCCCUGGAAUACCACCAGAGCAUCUAUGCCCAGCCGGUCUGGCAGACGCGCAGGACCAAACCGCGCUUUCAGUCUGACACUCUGUACAUCAUCGGUGGGAAAAAGCGAGAGGUCUGUAAAGUCAAGGAACUUCGGUACUUCAAUCCUGUGGAUCAGGAGAACGCCCUCAUAGCUGCCAUUGCCAACUGGAGUGAGCUGGCCCCCAUGCCCGUGGGCAGGAGCCACCACUGCGUGGCUGUCAUGGGGGACUUCUUGUUUGUGGCAGGAGGGGAAGUUGAGCACGCCAGCGGCCGGACAUGUGCCGUGAGGACUGCCUGUCGCUAUGACCCCCGCAGUAAUUCCUGGGCAGAGAUUGCACCCAUGAAAAACUGCAGGGAGCAUUUCGUGCUGGGUGCCAUGGAUGAAUACCUCUAUGCGGUGGGGGGCAGAAAUGAGCUGCGCCAGGUUCUACCUACGGUUGAGAGAUACUGCCCCAAGAAGAACAAGUGGACUUUUGUGCAGUCCUUUGACCGAUCCCUUUCGUGCCAUGCUGGAUAUGUGGCUGAUGGUCUUCUUUGGAUAUCAGGUGGAGUAACUAACACAGCACAAUAUCAGAACAGACUAAUGGUAUAUGAACCUAACCAGAAUAAGUGGAUAAGCCGCAGCCCCAUGCUGCAGAGAAGGGUCUACCAUUCCAUGGCUGCUGUGCAAAGGAAGCUUUAUGUUCUUGGAGGCAAUGACCUGGACUACAAUAACGACCGGAUCCUCGUGCGGCAUAUAGAUUCUUACGACAUAGAUGCUGACCAGUGGACCCGUUGUAAUUUCAACCUGUUGACUGGCCAAAAUGAAUCUGGAGUUGCUGUCCAUAAUGAGAGGAUAUAUUUAGUUGGUGGAUAUUCGAUUUGGACAAAUGAGCCUCUGGCUUGUAUCCAGGUACUGGAUGUAAGUAGAGAAGGCAAAGAAGAAGUAUUCUAUGGGCCAACACUCCCUUUUGCUUCUAAUGGAAUAGCAGCAUGUUUCCUUCCAGCUCCGUAUUUCACAUGUCCUAACCUUCAAACUCUUCAAGUGCCUCAUCACCGGAUUGGCACCAUCUGAAAAGCCAAUGCUCUGUUCACCAUCAUGAACAGAAGGGAAAAGAAAGGCCUGACUUUUGGAUACUGGGCAUGAAACACUCAGUGCUCAAUGCUUCCAUGUUUUAUGUCUUAUCUUCAGAUAAACAUUAGCAAAAAAUGAACAGUUUUCUAAAAACACAUUAUUGAAAACUCCUGUCUCCCUUCUCAGUGUGUGUCAACAUACAAUAUAAUAUGUGUAACUUCUACUGUGGUAUAGCUUAGUGCCAACUUAACGGUCCAAUACUGUUUCAUGGGUCUUUAGAGUAUUCUUUGUACACUUUUUCUAAUCAGUACUGUCUAGGACAACAUGACACUGUUAGCAAGGUAAUUAUUUCACAAGUACUGCCAUAUAUCUUAAAAAAAAAAACAAAACAACAACAAACUUCAAUACUUAAUCCCUUUACUACGUAAGCCCGGGUUUGUAAUUUUUCUUUUAAAAACUUUACAUUAUGCAGUCCCACUCAGUAGAGACUCAGCAUUAUGACAUCAUAAAUUUUUAAAUGCCAUAUUUUAUUCAUUGUAAUACGAAUAGUAGUACAGUGGAAUAGCAGUUGGAAUACCCAAAUUUCUCACCUCGAUUACCCUGUGACCUUGGGCCAGAAACUUAACUUUACAGUGUUUCAAUUCUCCUACUUUUGAAGGGGGUAAUUAUUGAUUUCUAUAUCAACUCAAAAGAAUGUUGGGAGGAUUAGAUAAAUGUUCUGAAUGAAGUAUUUUGCCUAAGAAAAAGAUGGUACUCAAAUUAUUUUACUAUCUUUAGUAACUUUGAACAGGAAGAUUAAUUUUGAAGUUUAAAAAUUACUAGAUAGAACUUGGUAAACAUACUGUGGAGUAAAUGAGUCUUAAAAAAUAUGGGAAGAGAUAUACUCAUUAGGAAAAAAUAAGUUUAUUGAAGGCAGAUAUUCCUAAACUUGUACAAAUCCUUGACUCAAAUAAUAGCUCAAACAUCGUUUGAACUCAUUCAGUGAAAAAUGACAUUUUAAAGCUCCAAAAAUUAGUUGUACUAAUUAUGGUACCAUAAAGUGCUUUGACAUAAAUUUGAACCUAGAAUCGGCAGUUCUAAUAAAAAGUUUUUCCACCUUGUUAAAGGUUAUGUCAAUCUUGAGCACAUGUGGGAUUCUUUUCCACCGCCAAUACAUAUUUUAUUACUACCACUUUUAAUAAUGCAUAAGAAUUCUUUUCUAGGCUAUAUUUUUGGAUUUGCUUUGUCUAUACAAAAAAUAAAGAAUAAAACAACUCAACAAUUACAUUUGAGCAAAAAUUCAACAAGUACAACAUGACUUUUUCCUCUUUCCUAAUCUUGUUAGGACCUAAGUAACCUCUGAAAAGGAAGACUUUACACUGACUUUCCUUGACAUAGUUUAAUCACUCAGAAAUCCCUGCCUUACAGGAAAUUGUCAUUUUAUUCAUGUAACUACUUUUAGUAAUUCAGAAGUGAAUAAAAAAAGAAUUUUUAUCCUAAACAGAGUUUACUAACUUUAUACACAUAAUGUUAUAAGAUACCUAAAACAUUAAUAAAAAUAUAUAUGCACAUUUAUAAGCUCUGGUUAUUCAGAUUAAUGGGCAGGAAGGGAGGUUAAAGGUAAGGGAAAAAGGUAGAUUUUUAAAAGGACACAGACUGAGACAGAAAUACAUAAUUGUAUUUGUACAGUUAUGAAAAAUAAAAAUUGGCACUGAUAGCUAAUAUUUAGAGAGAUAAAUCUCUUUAAAAUAUAAAUCAUUUAAGCCAAAAGUUAAAAAUGUCUUUCCAAGUCAAAAAAUGAACUCCAACAUUUCAGAAGUGUUUCAACAAGGACCUAAAAGCAAGAACUGUUUCAGGUUUGCUAAAUUUUCUAUGUGACAUGAACUUCUCCUCCAGCAGUUUUACCUCAAGAAACCAUUAAAAUCUAUUUGUAAUCCCAGACCCUUUUUCCAAUUAAGAAAGGGAAAAUGUCUAAAAAUAAAUUUGCCUGCCUGGGAAUGGAGAAGCAGCCUAAGAUUACUCUUGAUUAUUUUUAUAUAGAUUUCUAAAUACUCAUUUAAAACAAAACAGUAUAUAUUAUUAAAUCCCUUCUUGGUGAACUUUCCUUCAUAGUUUUUGGAAACAUCAUUUACAGUUACAGCCAGAGAAAAGCAUCCAAAGUACAACAUCCACCUCCUACAAAAAUACUAAGAUCACUUACUAGAUCGUUUCCCUCAAAUUGUCAGUAGUAAAAGCUAACCAGGACUGUAGAAAACUAAACAAAAUUUGGAUAAACAAAAUUCCACUGCAAAAAUUCAAAUAUAUAUUUCCCAUUAAAGUGAACUAUCCUACAGUAAUUCAUCUUUUUUUAUUCUUCAAAAUUAAAUAUAUUACAUUUGUAUUUGAAUUAUUGCAUUAAUCUGAAUUUCCAUAGGAAGACCAUGAUACCCCCUAACCAUUUAAACAUCAAAAUUUACUUUAAAAAAGAAAAAGCAAUACCACAUAGAUAUUAGCAGAGUAUUCUUACAGUGGAAGGGAAAGCCAGCAAGAUACAAAUCUCUGAAAUAAUGUGUGUGAUAAAAUGCAAAAACAAUUCCUUCAAUCUUUAACAACAAAAUGACAAGUUAUGAUUAGGGUAUUUUUCAUACUUUUUCUGUUCAUAUUUUCCUUAUAGUUUACAUGUAUAUUGUAUACCCUUCAGCCACUGCAAUAGCUGAAAAACUACCUUAGUUUUACCAGGGUAUAAAGGCAACAAAACUAAGAUACAAAUUAUUCUUCAAAUAGGCUUUUUUAACUUUGGUUUUUAAAAAGUCAAUCUCAUAAAAAUAAAGUUGAAUAAUCACAGCUAUAGUCUAAGCUAAAUAUAUACAUUUAUUAGCUAUAUCUUUAUUACAGGGACAGAUAACUUAUGUGUAUAAGAAUGUCCAGAAUUUUUCUAUAAGUAUGACUCAUUAAUGCAAUAAAUUGGAUAACCAUCAGCACACUAACAACUUUAAUAAGCAGAAAUUAGUCCUAAUUCAAUCAUUUGGUCCUGAUUUUUGUAACCUUACCAAUAUAGUCUAUCAUAGAAUCCAAAUAUGAGUAUCUAAUUUAAUAUGUGGAAAAAUAUGCUACUUUGCUAGCUUUCCAAACCAACUGUUUUAACUAAACAAAGCAAGCUAUUUAUGUUGGCAUAUGAUACUCUUGACAAGGCAAUAUUCUUAAAUCCUAGGAGGAGUAAGCAUGGGAGUUUUUGUAAAAUUAAGAUUAUUGUAAAAGUCUAUCAACCAAAAAGAGGUGGUUUAUUAUGGAUAACAGAGUUUUUGGUGAGGAUAUUAUGCAUUCCACCCUUUACCUGUGGAAUAUGAGUACUAUGUUAACGCAUAAAAUUUAGGUAAGUUAGGUUUUUAAAAGGCUUUUCCCAACUAUAGAUGCUGGUUUAAUUUUUAUGCAACAUAUCUUAUCAAAGGGGAGGUAAAAAUUAAAACUGUCCAAUAUUCUUUUAAACUACAUGACAAUGGGUCCAAGUAAUUCUUUAAGAACAAAGUAGCUUUAAAAAUUUGUGAAGCGUGGAAGAUAAUUAUGGAUAGUGAAAACACAUAGAGUAACAACCCAUAAAUAAUUUUUUACAUAAUUUCCAGGUAUAAAAAUUCAAAUAUUCUUAAGAAGAAAAUAUUCUAGGAAUAGGUAGUGAUAUAAAAGUUUUAAACUAUGAAACUUCUAAUGCAAAUGAACUCAAUACUAAAGAUUUUGUUACAGAGGCAAUACUCCAUGUUUUUUCUUAUCCAUGGAAACCUAAUUAAAUGUUAAUUGAAAUUUCAAUCAUAACCAAAUCUGAAUGUCUAAUAAAGUCCUUUCAUCACCUUGUUGUCCUUCAAUCAUUUUUUUUACACUCCAUUUGGUAUUUUACAGAAAUUACUCGACUCAUGUAUUCCAGUGUAUAUUUUAAUUGUCUUCCUAUUUAAGUGUGUUAAGUUU
Messenger RNA from Talpa occidentalis (Iberian mole), 6226 nucleotides. It is a transcript of the gene KLHL32, whose product is annotated as kelch like family member 32. Bases 449 to 2311 code for a protein of 620 amino acids. The transcript is spliced from 11 exons. Gene Ontology annotation, molecular function: protein binding. NCBI's taxonomy places the organism in Eukaryota, Metazoa, Chordata, Mammalia, Eulipotyphla, Talpidae. The record is from RefSeq and is a predicted model, not a curated record.